Clunio marinus is the source of this 303-nucleotide messenger RNA. The record is from the annotation of a GenBank genome assembly. Lineage: Eukaryota; Metazoa; Arthropoda; Insecta; Diptera; Chironomidae.
AUGCUAGUAGCUGAUCUUCCAAUGAAUUAUAGAACAAUUAAAAAAAAAGUACAACAACAACGUAUUUAUUCCGCAAUUCUAACACUUUGCUACGUUGAUUCAAAGAGCAAAGUUUUACCUCAAUUUCACGGUUUCCAUGGAUUUCGAAGGAAAAGUUUCAGCAAAGAUUUAAAGUUUGUCCAAACAAGAUUUUUACCCUUUCAGUUUUCGAUGCCUCUUCAAGUUGAACAGUUCUCGUUCACCUCUAAUACUCUUGAAGUUUUAAUUACAAGUUUCAGCAGUGACUGUUUUAAGAAAUUUUAA